AGUGGUAUAAAACCGAGCUGUGAGGAGCUGGAGGGACUUCAGGAGAGAUUUAUUACUGAACCAGAUCAAACAUGGUGCAGAUGUCUAAAUCUGGACUGAUGGAAGCUCCACCACUGAAAGCUGGACACGCUCCUGCAGUGAAAGCAGGAGGAAAGCGAGUGGUUAAGAAGAGCAAUGAGGAAACUGGAACCCUAGAGAAGGACGGCAGGAGGCAAGACAAACCCAGAUCAUUGACCUCGUUCUCCCGGAUGCAGCAAAUAAAUAUUCUGAUGGCUGGUCCACUCGAAAAGGAUGGAUUUUUGUUCGUUACAUCCUUAGAUGUGUCUCUUAUCUGGUCCUAGAAAGGUGAAAUUUGGUAUCCUGCCCCACCCUGUGCACCCUCCAGACUUCACUACCACACCUUCAUUACUCUGUACACUACACCACAGAAUUCCUUAUUAAAACACUUUAUCCCCUGAGUUUCAGACAGAACAACCAGGAAGGACCGUGUUUUUGUUUUUCAUUUCUUUAGUUUCCUCUAAGAGACACGUUCUGUAAAAAACACAUAGCACAUACCAUUCUGUCAGUGUGAAAGACAUUUACAGUAAAUAGCAAAUAGACUUAAGAAACGAAAGCAGCGUCUGUGUGUGAUCUAUCCAGGACUGAAUCACUGUUUCUUACAUUUACAUUCACUGCACUUUUGUGGACGCUUUUAUCCAAAUUGAAAAUGGACGUUUUGAAUAAAAAACAUUCACUGAU
Messenger RNA from Trichomycterus rosablanca, 738 nucleotides. Its product is annotated as death-associated protein-like 1 homolog. Gene Ontology annotation, biological process: cellular response to amino acid starvation; negative regulation of autophagy; apoptotic signaling pathway. The coding region runs from base 72 to 341 and encodes 89 amino acids. NCBI's taxonomy places the organism in Eukaryota, Metazoa, Chordata, Actinopteri, Siluriformes, Trichomycteridae. Gene Ontology annotation, molecular function: death domain binding. The transcript is spliced from 4 exons. The record is from RefSeq and is a predicted model, not a curated record.